Messenger RNA from Penicillium roqueforti, 1245 nucleotides. Its product is annotated as questin oxidase family protein. The transcript has 4 exons. The coding region runs from base 1 to 1245 and encodes 414 amino acids. The record is from RefSeq and is a predicted model, not a curated record. Gene Ontology annotation, molecular function: oxidoreductase activity. NCBI's taxonomy places the organism in Eukaryota, Fungi, Ascomycota, Eurotiomycetes, Eurotiales, Aspergillaceae.
AUGUUUACUGUUCGGUGGCCAUCACUGCCUUCGCUUGGCCUGUUCUCGUCCACGCCAACUCAGGCGAUCGAUCUGCCCCCUGUCCACGUCCAUGAAACCGAGACAGCUGAAGACAAGGCAGCUCGGGCAUUCAAGCACCUACUAAAAUUGAACCAUGUCGAGAACUCGCUCUUCGACCGUCGGAACUUCCCUAAUCAGUUAAUACAUCUCUUGAGCUCCUCCUUUCUGCAAGGCGCAGAUGCCGAUACUUUAGGCUGCCUAUACGAGCAUGAAGUGUCUGGUCUAGUCAAAUGGAAGGAUUCACCGGCAGAAAUUACUACCCUUGAUUGGCGAGGUCAUUUGGGACGGCGAGGAUUUGAUCGAGCCUUUGUGGAUUUUUUUGAAGAUGAAGUCGUUCACCGCAGCUAUGACUGGAAGGAAGUUGUGGCCGAAUACUUGUAUACUGGCAAAGAGCCCAUGUUUGAUUCUAUAAUGGCUUCUCUUGGAUUGCCAUUGAUUCAUCUUGCAUACGCCUUUGAAAUGGACAGUCGUGAAGUUGCAAUGGAGGCACUCGGCCUUGCAGCAACCUGUCACAACGACAUAUACAAGUCCCUGGAGGACCCUAAACUCUCGAAAAAUGAGGUACAAUAUGAAUCAAAGUCACUCUUUGAAAUAUUUGACAUGGUCCGGAAAGAUAAGGACUUAGAUGGCCUCUUUUCCACUCCCGGCGACGACAACCUCAAUACCCUUUUUGUCAGCCACAACGCCGUGCUUCUCAAGCACUGGAAAGCAUGGAAGAUCGACAAUCCAAUUGAACAGUUCCGCGAGAGCCAAGAGCUUGCAGCUGCAUUGCUAGUUGGGACAGCAGAUUCGGCCGGGAAUUACGAUUGGUUCUUCGCUAUGAACCUCGCAACCAGCCACGCGGUCCGUGUCAUGUUGCCUUUAAUUCCUCCCCAGUUUCAAAUCUCUCUUCUUCGCCAAUGGUGGUUGAUCUGUGUGGGCAUCUACGUCGCGCAACUGCGGCCCGAGAUCAAAAUGGACCAAAUCCGGAAUUAUGACUUGAAUGGAAAGGACUGGAAAUGGGUUGCCGAGAAAGCUGUCAAGGGUGAAUUUUCAUCCGAUGUGUACUUUGUCAAGACCACUCGAGCACUGAAGGAACUGGCCUCGACUUGGGGCGAUUCUGAUAGCUUCUUCUUGAAGGCUGCUGUGCGAUUUGCGACUGAGUUCAAGUGUUGGGGAGGGAAUUUUGUCGGAUAUGAUCUGUAG